Echinostoma caproni is the source of this 1755-nucleotide messenger RNA. The record is from the annotation of a GenBank genome assembly. Lineage: Eukaryota; Metazoa; Platyhelminthes; Trematoda; Plagiorchiida; Echinostomatidae.
AUGAAACCAAAAGAUAACGAGGAAACGGAAAAGCCCGAGAUGGUCGAAGUCCCUCGACGACAGUCUAUUGGAACUGUGACUAAGAAGGUGCGUGAUCAGAUCCCAAUGCUCAAAGAAAUGUCCGCUGCCAAUUACGCGGAAGUUAUGGAUCAAUUUCGAGCUAUUUUCGAAGAAGCCGCCGAUUUGUCCGAACAACACGCAAAGGAUUAUAUUGAAAAGGCUGGUGCUAUUGAGGCGGCCCUUAGCGCUCUGGCGGAAUACAACCAAAAAGCGCUUGAACAACUACAAAAUCUUACUAUGAAUGCUAUCAAUGCUGUAGACGCUCCUGUUACACAACCUGGAAUGGAUAAAGUUCAAGCUACGGAAGCUUUGGUUGAGAGAGCAAAACUGCUUGUGGAGACAGCCGAAAAGCAGCUUGAAUACAGCAAACAAUUGGGCAAUGUGGCUCGUCCAUUGGCCCUAUGGCGAUUGGAUGCAAGCAAGGCGGUUUGGGAAGCACAUACCGCACUCAAAUUAGCUGAGACCAAAUUGGCUGAGGCCAAACUGCGAUCUAAUGCGGUACUGGUGUCCAAACUUUCCGGGGGGCAAAAUGCAGCUCCACCUUUAAAUGAGAAAACUGUAUCUAUUGGCUCCCCAACGCAGGAAAUGGAAGUCAAACAGCUUCCGGAGUUCACCAUUUCCCGGUCACAUAAUUCCACAAUCCCCUUGCGCCCAUCAUCGAGUAGUUCACAGGUAUCUUCUGAGAUAUCUACGAAGGAUUCUCUCGUGCAAACUAGUGAGGAAGAAUGCACAAAGCCACAAAGACCACUAAUUAAAUUUUGGCCAAAACAUACAUACUAUUCCGCCAACGGUGAGGAAAUAUGUUAUGUGAGAGCUCCGAAAGAUUGUUUGCGUAAGAAAAAUGGCAUUCAGUGCGUGUUCAGUGAACCGUUUGCUCUGUGGCCAGCAAUCCGUGGACAUAAUGAAAUUAUCGGACGUUUUGUGUCCAUUAUUCCAACCCAAAAGAAGAAAAGUACCAUACUAGCAAAUGAACCGUGGAUUGUGGGUAUCCCGCACAGUUAUAACAAAGUCACGGCCAAAGAGACCGUUCUGUUUAUGAUCGAAGCAGGUCCGAAUGGCGUCAAUGCUUUGGCAGAAAGUAGCCCUUAUGUAAAACAGACAGAUCUGUUACAGUGGCGUGAUCUUCACACCACGGAUGUGGUCGUCGAUGAAAAGCACUAUUUGGAAGUGCGUCUGCCGAAAUUGACCGCAGUCACAUUUGCUCCGUGUGCUCGAUUGAAACGCGACUGUGUGGAAAUCGGACGAUCCGGCGGUCGACUUGUCUGUCUGAGUGAUCCGCGAGUGUCUUUGACAGCCCCACCGGGAGCGAUUAAAGCCGAACUGACAUUCAUGAUCCAGGUUCAACAUUUGGAAUGCAGUCAAAUGCCUGCUCUGAAAGAACAAAACAAAUCCCUCAUGGCUGACUUCGUUUCUUGCAGUCCACUGGUCUUUUUGACUUGUGCAACAAAAGCCCUGUUCAGUCCCAUCACUCUCACACUACCGGUGACAGAUGCGCAGAUUAUGAACAACCUGGGCAUGUCAGCCGCCAUGAUGGAUCGAAUGACCGGCGAGGGACGAGUGGAUAAGUCGAUCGGGAUCGACGAUUUGCAGGGAGGUUCACGUAGACAAGUCAAAUUACUGCGUAAAGGCGAUCGUGAGAACCAGGAGUUUAGUUUCCGCUUUUGUCAUGUCACCACCAUACUACGACUGAUGUGA